Messenger RNA from Linum trigynum, 1321 nucleotides. Lineage: Eukaryota; Viridiplantae; Streptophyta; Magnoliopsida; Malpighiales; Linaceae. The record is from the annotation of a GenBank genome assembly.
CCGACGACCAAACUUUCACCGCCGUAGUUGCCACAUUCCUUCUCCAUCGAUGGUGACGACUAGCCGACUUCCUCGAAGUAGCUAUUUCCACAAUCCUCUAUCUUUUUUACAGCAUCAGGCCUCUCCUCCGAAACUCCCAAUCUCAAGCCUCCACACAGGCCGCCGCCGCCGCAGCAUUACUCUGCCAUUCCUCCUCCCCAAUUGCCGCCGAAUCCGAUGAAUCCGCAGCCGAAGGAGCCGAUUGUUGUCCAGGAGAAGGAGGCGGAACAGUUGGUUUGAUUUGAUCGCGGGGGCGGAACUGAUGGUUUUGGAAACAAUGGAGCUCCUGUGCCGAAAGGAGAUCUUUCUACCUGAUUGAGGGUUUCUAGAUUCUCGAGGAUUGCAAUUGAACUGGGUAUCCUUCCUUUAAGCCUGUUGCCCGAAAGAUCCACACGGGUGAGAUUCUCGACCAAAUGCUUCGGAAUCGAGCCCGUGAGAUUCCCAUUCGUGAUGGUGAGCAGAGGGCGAGGUCGAGAUCUGAAGGGAAACGGAUAGCGGUAAUGGGGCAGUCGGCGAAGGAGAGAGACUGGAGGGUGGAGAGGGACUUGAGGGCGAUGAAGGAGAGGGAAACGUCGUCGGAACAGUUGGAGAGGUGGAGGGAGACGACGUGGCAGAAUGGGGAAGGCUGGGGGCAGGGGUCUUGGAAGUGGAAGGAGAUGGGAUGGUCUUGGGAGGAGGGACGAUGACCGGGGAAGAGGUUGGGGUGACAGCUAGAGCGACGGCGGCGGUGGGCGUGGUGGAUUUGCCGGCUGCAGAGGCGGAGCUGUGCUGGCUUUUUAGGGGGGUUGGGGAAAUUUGGAGAAGAAGAUGAUAUUAGUGGAGGGGGAAGGACUGGGAGGUGAGAAUUGUUUUUAUUUUUAAUUUUUUCAUUUCAUUAAAUAAGCCACGUCAGCGAGCUACGUAGGAUCCUAUUAAGCGCUGACUGGGCGUUGAAAAGUCGCCAGUUAUGUUUAACGGCCCAACUAACGGAGAAAACAUUUUAGUAUACAAAUGGCAUAUCGAAAACGAUGUAAUAUUAAUGGCACUUUCGCUAAAGGAUGGUAUUUCCGGUGGUAUUAGCCCUUUAAUUUACUAGUGUUUUGUUUGUUAUGUAAUGAGUUAGCGUGUUUACUGAUUAGGUGAAUUUGUUCAAAUUUCAUUUUAUUCGUGAUUUGUUGAGUUAGCUCACUUAAAAUUUACGAGAUAGCUCGAAAGUGUGCUCGCAAGAGGACUUGAUUAGGAGCUUGUGAGUCAAUUGAUCUAUUGUAUGUGACCUACUUAUCGAUAAAUUCACAAAUGAGAU